CGUGACCGCGUUGUCAUGACAGCGCCUCUUGUUGUUAGCCGCAGCUAGCUUUCGCUGUUAGCUCCCCGAGUUCACCGGGAGGUUGCUCGGUGUCCAACCAUGCCACCGAAGACCAAAACCAAGAAGUCCGGGAAGGGGAAGUCCUCCUCGGUGGUGGACGGCCUGUCCACGGAGGAGAUGUCCAAAGAUCAGCUGGAGGAACACAUCAUCCGUCUCCGGGAGGAGCUGGACCGAGAGCGGGAAGAAAGGAGCUUCUUCCAGCUGGAGCGGGACAAGAUCCAGGCUCUGUGGGAGAUCUCCAAGAGGAACCUGGAGGAGACCAGGGCCGAGCUGAGGAACCGACACAGGGAGAAGGAGGAGGCUGAGGAGUGCCACCGAGUGGAGAUCACAGUCUACAAGCAGAAGCUGAAGCACGUUCUGUCAGAGCACCACAACACGACGACCGAGCAGAAGCUGGAGGGUGUGACCUCGUCCUCGCUGGUCCAGAACCGGCACCGGGAGGCGGAGUUCGUGCUGCGCAGAGACGUUCAGGGCCUGCAGGCAGAACUCAGAGAGAAGAAGCUCCACGGCGAGAACUCCAUCAAGGAGCUGAAACUGAAACACCAGGUGGUGCUCAUGGAGCUGACCAACCAGUACGACCGCAGGAUCCGAGACAUGGAGCUGAAGUUCCACCACCAGAUGCAGUCUCUGAUGGAGGCGGAGGGGAAGCGUCGUCGGGCCGAGGUUCUGGAGCUGGAGGACCAGAUGAAGAGUCGCGUGGUGAUUCUGCUGGAGGACCAGGACCGGGCUCUGCGGGGAACAGAGGAGUUCUACGCUUCUGUCCAGAACAAGCUGCUGCUGGACCAGAAGCUGCUGAAGGAGGAGCUGGCUGAGCUGCAGAAGAAGCAGAACCGAGCAGACAGAGAACUUUCAGCGGCUCAGCAGGAGAACCGACGUCUGACCGAGGAUCUGCAGGAGGCGGAGCAGAAGCUGCCAGAACUUCAGAGACGGCUGCAGGAACACAACGAGGCCAAGGCCAGGAUGGAGGUGAGCCGGGCUCAGGUGAAGCUGAUGGCGAAGGAGCUCAGAGAUCUGACAGUGGAACACGAGCUGCUGCUGCAGGCCUUCCAGAAGGUGGAGCAGGAGCGUGACGAGCUGCUGACCCGGCAGACGGAGGCAGUUCUGGACCUGCAGCAGAGCAGUGGACUGAAGGAGACGCUGCUGCAGAAGAAGCUGGAGGUGCUGACAGAAACUCUGCAGAAGAAAGAGGUCCAGCUCUGCUCUGCUCUGACAGCGACCAGCAUGGAGGCAGGAAACAGCGCCACCAACAGGCUGGAGGAAAUCCUGCAGCAUCAUCAGGUGUCGGUCGGUUCGCUGCAGCAGGAUUUGGCUCAGGACUGUCAGGGAUACAACGAGCUGCUGCUCACCUGUAGGGAGAGGCUGAAGGCUCUGGGCAUCUCUCUGCAUGACUUCCCCUUCAGGCCGGCCGAGCAGAUCCUGAACCGACCCAAACCCUGAGCUGGAGCUGAGGGACGACUGUACGGGCUCCUGGAGACAUCUGGAGACACCUGGAGACUCCUGGAGACGAGCUGCACAACCUCAUGUGUGUAGUUUGGUCUACUGCUGCUCAGACUUGUUUUUACAUCAUGAAAAGUUUAUUUAGAUUUAAAACAAAAUGUGCAAAAAAACUGAAAACAUGUCUGGAGAAUAUAAAUGUUUGUGAAUAAAAGCUGUUUAAAUUUUU
Amphiprion ocellaris (clown anemonefish) is the source of this 1723-nucleotide messenger RNA. Its product is annotated as dynein regulatory complex subunit 4-like. The record is from RefSeq and is a predicted model, not a curated record. Gene Ontology annotation, biological process: flagellated sperm motility. NCBI's taxonomy places the organism in Eukaryota, Metazoa, Chordata, Actinopteri, Pomacentridae. The transcript has 11 exons. Gene Ontology annotation, cellular component: motile cilium; microtubule; Golgi apparatus. Gene Ontology annotation, molecular function: small GTPase binding; microtubule binding. The coding region runs from base 100 to 1497 and encodes 465 amino acids.